Messenger RNA from Pogona vitticeps (central bearded dragon), 2528 nucleotides. RefSeq names its product 1-aminocyclopropane-1-carboxylate synthase-like protein 1. Gene Ontology annotation, molecular function: transaminase activity; pyridoxal phosphate binding. The record is from RefSeq and is a predicted model, not a curated record. Gene Ontology annotation, biological process: biosynthetic process; amino acid metabolic process. NCBI's taxonomy places the organism in Eukaryota, Metazoa, Chordata, Lepidosauria, Squamata, Agamidae.
CCCGGUCACUCAGGCCCGUUUGGGCGGGAAGAAGCCGGAGGGGCGGGUUUAAAAAAAGGCUUCCGCGCCGGCCGGCGAAGAGGGCGUCGUUCUUCCUGAGGUGGCGGCGGGUCCUUCUCCUUUCCGUGCCAACCCCCUUGCAGUUCCUGGGCUGCUGCGGCUGCAGCGAGGCGGAAGGCGGCCGGUAGCAGCGGUUGUUGCUGUUGUUUGUUUGUUUCCCCGCUUCAUACCCCAGGCAUGAUGUCCGAAAGCGAAGGGGGAGCGGCUGUUGGGGUGCUGUCGGCUCGGGGAGCCCGUAUCGCCAGCAGCCCCUCUGGGUUGCUGGACAAGGGCUUCGACCUGUACAUGGGGGACCCCUUUGACGCCGAGAGCAACCCUCAGGGAAUUUUGAAUUUUGGAACAAGUGAGAACAAACUUUGCUUUGAUUUAAUACAAGAAAGGUUUUCAAAACCUGAUAUGAAUUAUUUGGAGCCUCAUUUGCUGCAGUACUUGGAUACACAAGGCCUUAAAAGCUUCCGAGAAGAAAUUGCCAAGUUUCUUACUGAAUAUGCAAAAGCUUCAACAGCAGUGGAUCCAGAAAAUAUUAUUGUGAUGAAUGGCUGCUGUUCAGUUUUUGCAACCCUUUCAACUGUACUGUGUGAUCCUGGAGAUGGGUAUCUAAUUCCUGCUCCAUAUUAUGGUGGUAUAAAUUCUAAAACCUGGGUGUAUGGAGAAAUGCAACCUGUACAUGUGCCCUUGUUCAGUGAGAUGAUGGAUGAAGAAAGCCGACCUUUCCAAUUAACAGUUGAAAAAUUAGAAGCUGCAUAUCAGAGGGCCAAAGAUCAGGGCAUCCGAGUCAGAGCAUUAAUCCUGAUCAACCCUCACAAUCCAUUAGGGGACAUUUACCCAGCACAGUUACUGAAAGAAUGUCUAGAGUUUGCGCACAGAUACAAAUUGCAUGUAGUCAUGGAUGAAAUCUACAUGCUGUCCGUAUAUGACGAUACCACAUUCACAAGCAUUCUUAGCUUAGAAAGUUUACCAGAUCCAGACCGGACACACUUCAUGUGGGGAUUUAGCAAGGAUUUUGGAAUGUGUGGUAUCAGAGUUGGAAUAUUGUACACCAGAAACCAUGAGAUCAGGGAGGCAGUUAAUCAGCUAGCUGUUUUUCAUGGAUGCCCUGGACCUGUGCAGUAUGUUCUCAAACAAUUCCUUAGUGAUAGAGAAUGGCUGGAUAAUGUGUUUUUCCCAAUCAACAGAAGAAGACUUAAAGAAGCACAGAACAUUCUUGUGGAUGGUCUUGCAGAGAUAGGAAUACCUGUUUUAAAAAGCUCUGGAGGAUUAUAUGUGUGGGCUGACUUCAGGAAAUUUUUAAAGUCGCAGACAUUUGAAGCUGAAAUGGAUUUAUGGUGGAAAAUUCUUGACAGAAAACUUCUCAUUAGUCCUGGCAAAGCCUUUAGCUGUUACGAACCAGGAUGGUUCAGGCUGAUCUUCUCAGACUCCGUAGAUAAGAUUUACUUGUGUAUUCAAAGACUUCGGCAGAUGCUGCAUGAUGAAAUGAAUGAAACCAUUCCUAGUAGUUUGUCUGCUCAAGAAGAUGAGUGUCCUGAGUUAGACGAUGUCAUUUCAGCUAACUACAUGAAUACCUCAGUGGAUGAUGUCUCGGAUGGAUAUUCACAUCUGAAGAAAAUAGUUGUUUUCUAAGAACAUGAAUGCAUUGCAUGUUACAAUUUACUCUAUGACUUGUCUUAUAGCCUAGGAGGUAUGCAUUCACCUUUCAUUGUAACCUAUGGUUACAGCAGUUUGAGUUUACAGGAAGUACUAGAACUAAGGACUAGUUUUUUGGAACUUGGCAGGCUUUUUAUCCUGACUUCUUCGGCAGAUCAUUUAUCAGUUUCUUUAGACUACAGGACAAAUAAUAUGACAUCCAUCUCCCUGAAUGUUCUUGCAGUGAGGUUCUAUGACCAAAAGGAAUCUCACUGGAGGAAAAACAGCUGGAAAAAGUGAAGGGUAGAGAUUCAACAUCUCCAAUUUAUCCUCACUGCACUUUAAAACAGUGAUUAUAUUUAAGAGCAGAUGGGCAGCUCUCUAUUUUGUCCUGUAGUAAUUUCAGUCUUACAUGCAAUCAUCACUUUCAAGUAUUUGAACUUGAUGACUGAUGGUCAGUCUUCAACAACUUGCUGAAUUAAUCUGAAGAAUGAUUCAUCCACUGAGUAAUAUUUACAUGUUAGAUGUAAAUAUUACUGAGACAAUCCUGAAGCUUAAGCUGAGUGUGGGUACCAUAUUUUACUUUCUAAGAAAGUGUCCUACAUUUCUGUUUAAAUAGAAUAUUUGUAUAUCUGGUGUUGAUAUUCUUGGAAAAUCAUCUUCCGUUUCAAUAUUUCAUAUAUGGCUUAUUUUUAGAAAGCAGGAUCCAUUAAAAAUUUGUAUAAGUAAGAUUUAAUGUGGAGGUAUAUGUUUGUCACUGUUAUUACUAGGUAGGUUGUAACUGGUUUGUAGUUUGUCAGAUGCUACAUGCAUAACAGUAUAAUUAUUAAAAAUUAUAAGAGAUA